AUGGAUAUGGUGGAUACGGUGGUGUAUUAUACAACAAAGGCUAAAGGUUAUGGCUACGGUGGAUACGGAGGAUACGGAGGUGGAUUAUACAACAAAGGGUAUGGGUAUGGAAAUAGCUACUACAGUGACGAAUCAAAAAUGGCUCUAAAAGAAGAUCCCACUUUUAAUUCAUACAACAAUGGGUAUAGCUACGGUGGGUACGGAAGUUACAGUGGUGGCUCAUACAAUAAAGGAUACGGAUACGGAAACAACAAAGGGUACGGAUACGGAAACAACUACUACAGUGACGAAUCAAAAAAAGCUGUAAAAGAAGAUCCCACUUAUAACUCAUACAACAAAGGAUAUGGCUACAGUGGAUACGGUGGUGGAUUAUACAACAAAGGGUACGGAUACGGAAACAUUUACUACAGUGACGAAUCUAAAUCGGCAAUAAAAGAAGAUCCGUCAUAUAAUUCAUAUAAUAAAGGCUAUGGAUAUGGCGGAUAUGGAGGUUAUGGUGGAUCAUAUAAUAAAGGUUAUGGAUACGGAAAAUCUUAUUUCAAGGACUGA
Hydra vulgaris (swiftwater hydra) is the source of this 549-nucleotide messenger RNA. Its product is annotated as keratin-associated protein 19-2-like. NCBI's taxonomy places the organism in Eukaryota, Metazoa, Cnidaria, Hydrozoa, Anthoathecata, Hydridae. The record is from RefSeq and is a predicted model, not a curated record.